Pimephales promelas (fathead minnow) is the source of this 3384-nucleotide messenger RNA. RefSeq lists its product as uncharacterized. NCBI's taxonomy places the organism in Eukaryota, Metazoa, Chordata, Actinopteri, Cypriniformes, Leuciscidae. The record is from RefSeq and is a predicted model, not a curated record.
CGUCGACAGGUAUUCAGGAAGUUAGCGUCUGUUGCCGAAACACACACGGACUUAAAGACACGAAAAUGAAAACCAAACGAAGACUGCUUAGCCCUCCAGACUGACAUGAACAUACUGCUGCAUCCUGUGAUUGUCUCGUUGAUAAGUUUGCCUUUGAUCGCUGUGUGUCUGGACCCUGUUCCAGUUCAGUUUGAGAAGACACCAGUGUUGGUGGCAUCAGGGAAAGAUGCUAUCUUUACAGUACAGACAGUGUCUGAUGCGCCUCUUAUCAGAUGGACUACUGGUGGAGAGAUUACACUGGCCAUGUGGGUAAACGGCAACCCUUCUGUACUGCCCGUCCAACAGUAUCAGAACAGAAUCUCAGUCACUGCCACUCAGCUCAAAAUCAGUAACAGCCAGCUCAGUGAUUCGGGAAACUACAGCGUCUCUGUCGAACCCUCUUCUACCUCUGGACUCGGCGUGAACACCCGUUCAGUGCAGCUCAAGGUGUUGGAUGCUGUGAACGGAGUGAGUUUGUCUCUGCCUCCUCUUCCUCUGGAAGGUGCGAAUGUGUCGCUGAGUUGCAGCUGGUCUGCGGGUUCAGAGGUCAGUGUGGUUUGGGGUAAAGGAGGCGCUGCUCUGUCCUCUGACACCCGCAUUACCAUCAGCGCUGGAUCUCUGAUCAUCACGCCAGCCAGGAGAGAUGAUGCCGGGGAGUAUUCAUGUACCGUCAGCAACGCCGUCAGUGCACAAACAGCCAAGGCCACCCUCAGCGUCUACUAUGGUCCAGACGCCCCACAGUUGACUAAGACCUCGAGUGAGUGUGUCGGCGGUGGAGAUGCAACGGUGGGCCAGACGGUGCGUCUCACCUGUACAUCUGCCUCUCUACCUCCCGCCUCCUUCUCGUGGGUACUCAACGGCCAGCCGGUGACCGCCGGCCAAUCAGGGAGUGGCGUUCUAAGUCUGCAGAUCUUCUCCACCAAUCAGAGUGGCACAUAUACCUGCACCGCACGGAAUGACAUCACAGGAGGAGCAUCAAAGCAGCAGAUAGACCUGGCCGUUGUGGGUACGUGUCUCAGUGGAGGGGCCGUCGCAGGGAUUGUAGUUGCAUGUGUUGUGGCACUCAUCAUCAUUAUUAUUGUCAUUAUUGUGCUCCUGCGACAGAGAAAUGUGGAUCGGAGACUCAGAGAGGCUAUUGGACCUCAGAAGACAAACCAGAAUGAAAGUAUCACAAUUGCAAACAGCGCUCUUGUCAAUGGAAACCACCCUGAUCCAACAUUACACAACUCACAGCCACAGAGCUUCACCACUUUACCCAAUAACAACAAUGGGAACAUCAACACAAUGCCUCAAAACAUUCCCAGCAGCUCCAACCCACUCCAUCAUAAUGGCCAUAUGAACACAGAUGUAUUUCACCACAACAUCAAUGCGUUCCCAGACAAUGGGCAUCAAAACAUCAAUUCAUAUCCAAACAAUGACCCUCAGAGAUCGUUCCCACAGCCUGUCCAGCACAAUCCUAAUAUUCUCAUACAAACGGGUACUUCUCAGCCUGGUGCACAUGCUCACACAGUUCAUGUAAACCUCAACACGUUGCCACACACUGACCAGCUUAACAAUGCACAACCUCAAACAGUGCAUGUCAACUUGAACACAUACCCUCCAGAAGCAAACCAACCAAAUCAGGCAAUCCGGCAACGCGCAGAGCAAAAUCAAAAUCUUUCGCAGACUGGUUUGUUCAACUCUGAGCCUUUGAGUUUGGGUAAUCAAACACAGACGAAUGCUUCAACAAAUGCAUUUCGCCAACCCAAUGCCCUUAUUCAGACUGGCCACUCGCACCCUACCAACCAAACCAAUGCAAACCGCCGAACUACCAACUCACGAUCUUCAGCAGAGGUUCGACAUUCAAACCGUGUUCGGACCGACGACCAGAUCCGCACCAACGCGCACCUCCAGCAGAUGCCUUGGGACCCUUUGCAGGGAACGCCGGCGUACCCCAAUCGUGAAGUCGACAGCUCGGACAGCAGUGGAUCCUCGGAUUGGCGGUCUAGAUCUCCACAACGAAAUGCACAGCAAGGGCGUUCAGUUGGGAGAUACCAGACUGAACCUACAGGCAGGAUAACUCAAGCUCCUUCUGCUUCCCAAAGAGGAGACCUCCAAAGACCAAUCGCUCACAACGUGCCCAGCCAGUCUCAAAUGGACCUAAAUGUACAGAGUACAGUACCUCAAACCCAAACCUCUCAAGGUCAGAAUCCAAUCCUGACUACAUCUCAAACACAUCCUUCCUCCAGACCAAAUCAGACCGUGGUUCAGCCAUCCAUUCCUCUUACCCAGGCUGCACUACGCCAACACACCGCCCAGACCGAGAACCCUUUUGACACCCGGAUCCAGCAGACUCGAGCUGCUCUGCAGAAGCCUGUACCUUCUCAACCCAUCCAGCAGCUCAACAAAGCGGGUCAGAAGCCUCCUACUCCACCUCCAGUGUUGGGUCCGGAUCAGUUCCAGAUGCUUCCACGUGAACGCAUGCAACAGGCGCGCAACAUCCAGCCUGUGAACGCGAACCGCCGACACAGACCUCCAAAUGUGACUGGAGUGCUGCAUACGAGCCCUCAACGAUUGCCCAUGCAUGGACACCCAAUGCACAUGCAACAGGUCCACAGAGGCAGACCCAGACGCUGAGAAAAUGCAGUGCUCAUCUGGACCGACACUGUUUGCACUGCAAAAAACUUUCUUACAAAGCACAAUGUCUCUCUGGUGGAAAGAAACAAAUGCUCAGCCAUUCCUCUGGCCCUCCGCUUAUCGUGCCAUACAAAUCUUUCCAUUUUGUCAGAGCGACCACAUCUUUGAUAAAAGGACUGAUGGUUUUGUUUCUCCCGCACAACUGUCACGUAGGCAUGUGAAAGCCAUGGCUGUUGAAUAGGACACAGUGUGAAUUUUAUCCAUUGGAACAAUGCUGCUAUGGGACUUUUCUUGCACUCAAGUGUCUGAAAAUAAAACACAAUACAAUGUUUUUCCACAGACAGGAAAACUCGAACAAAAUCCAAAUGAAUUAGGAUGGCUGGCAGAGCUGAACUGCUAAAUGAUAAAUAAUGGACUGCCACUAUUUGUCCUCUCGCAUCUAUUUAUUCAGCUCUCUGCUCACAGAUGCUUCUUGUAACGCCGCUCAAUUACUGCGAUCCGCUACGCUGCUUUUGUGGAUGGAUUGCGCAUUUGAGUAUGAAGGAGACCCACCUAACGGAUGUGUAAUUAAUUGAGCUCUUUAAUUUUUAUGUUAAUGAUGUGGAAAAUGCUAAUGACUUUAAGUAAAAUAGGCUGUUGACAGGCCUAACAAAAACAUGAUGAAAAGCAAAUGUUUGAUCAGAUGUUUCUAAGCACACAGGAAAUUACAAAUAAAUUCUCCCAAUUUCA